Messenger RNA from Pungitius pungitius (ninespine stickleback), 3920 nucleotides. It is a transcript of the gene nr4a3, whose product is annotated as nuclear receptor subfamily 4, group A, member 3. Lineage: Eukaryota; Metazoa; Chordata; Actinopteri; Perciformes; Gasterosteidae. Gene Ontology annotation, molecular function: zinc ion binding; nuclear glucocorticoid receptor binding; RNA polymerase II cis-regulatory region sequence-specific DNA binding. The transcript is spliced from 9 exons. Gene Ontology annotation, biological process: regulation of transcription by RNA polymerase II; cellular response to corticotropin-releasing hormone stimulus. The coding region runs from base 633 to 2465 and encodes 610 amino acids. Gene Ontology annotation, cellular component: transcription regulator complex; nucleus. The record is from RefSeq and is a predicted model, not a curated record.
UACUGUAGUGGAGAGAGAAAGAGAACGAGGGAGAGCGAGUGACGUCACCUCUCCCAUGGCGUCACAUUGACGUAGCGCAUACCAGCCGGCAGAGCCCACAUAAAUGCACUAUUUGACUUUCUUCCUUCAGACGGCGCACAUAAACAAACCCGCGUUGCAACUCCACACUUUGCACUGACACACUCACGGGAACGGACGAAGACCCUCUCCCUAUAUCCGGGAGUUUUUCAUGUUUUUUAAAUUCCGCUUCAUGUUUUCUACAUUAAGUUAGAAGAAGAAACUUUUUGCCGCCGAUGCAUCCCGAUCCUCGCAAUAUUAGCUCUACUUUUUUUAUACAUAUUUCUCUUUAUUACUCCGACUCUUGGUGAUUAUUCUGGAUGAAAAUGGGAUACUUGAUGCGAGGUUGUUACCACAUGUAAAGACGGAACCUCUACAGCAAACCAAACCAGGUUCGGAAGAGCGAGCCCGGCCGAGCUUUCAGCACCGGAGAUCGGACGUUUCCUUUGCGACGCCCGCCGAAUCCUCCCCGCUGCAGGAGCCCUGUCACGGCCGCUGCCACGCGAGCCCACACCUCCGGACACUCAGCACCAUUCAGCGCGAAGCUCCUUCACCAGAUCUAUGGCAUUCUGACAAUGAACAAGCGCGCUCAGUUAUUGGAACAGCUGCAGUUUGUCCAGUUGAAAUGCACACCUCGAGAGAUGCCCUGUGUGCAGGCUCAAUACGGGCCCGCCCCUCCAGGCUCCGCCUACUCUGGCCAGUCCUUCAGUUACCAGGGCGACAGCUAUAGCUCUGACCUCAUGACCCCUGACUACACCAAGCUGGACCUGGGUGGUGGUGAGAUCUCUGCCGCCGCCACCACCUCCCUACCCAGCUUCAAUGUCUUUGUGGAGGGCAGCUAUGAGCCCAAGUCCUCCUGCCUUUACCAGAUGCCCACACACAGGCCCAUCAAAAAGGAGGAGGAGAGCUAUCCGACUGCUCCGCCACUGGAGGCCAUGUCGUCCUCCACCAUGUACUUUAAACAGUCUCCCCCGUCCACGCCCACCACCCCGUCCAUGCCGCCCCAGCCUGGCACCUCAUUCCUGUGGGAGGAGCACCACCUGGCCCCUCCUUCGCACCCCCACUCUCUGGGUUCCGGCCUGGAGACGGGCCCCCUCAAGUCGCCCCGCUUUCAGCACUUCUACCAGCACUCGCCUCCCCACAGUGGGGGCAGCGUCGGCGGUUACGACAGCCUGGCUGGAGGACUGGUGCGCACCUCGUCGUCGUCCUCGUCGUCGUCCUCCUCUGUCUCCCACCCUCACUGUCCGCCCCUGGAGCAGCCCAUGUACCAGCUGCACCGCGGGGCCGGGGGAGGCAGCCUUGCCUUCCGCUCCCUGGCUCUCGGGCCCUGUGGCCCCCUACUAGGAGACAGCCUGCCGUCGCCUCCGCCGCGGGGACCCCAAGGAGAGGGCACCUGUGCGGUGUGUGGGGACAAUGCAGCCUGCCAGCACUACGGCGUACGCACUUGUGAGGGCUGCAAAGGCUUCUUCAAGCGCACCGUGCAGAAAAACGCAAAGUAUGUGUGUCUGGCCAGUAAGAACUGUCCCGUGGACAAGAGGAGACGCAACCGCUGCCAAUACUGCCGCUUUCAGAAGUGUCUGAGUGUAGGCAUGGUGAAGGAAGUGGUUCGUACUGACAGCUUGAAGGGGCGCCGAGGCCGUCUGCCUUCCAAACCAAAGAGCCCCCUUCAGACAGAAGCGUCUCCUCCUUCUCCACCCCUCAGCUUGCUCUCCGCUCUCGUCAGGGCUUAUUCUCACUGCACCCCCCGGGACCUCGACUACAGCCAGUUCAGCGCUGCCGACCCUCCCUCCUCCUCCUCAGACGCCGAGCACAUCCAUCUCUUCUACAGGCUGCUCACCAUCUCGAUGGAAACCACACGAUGCUGGGCAGAACGGCUGCCCGGGUUCUGCGAGCUUCAGCGUGACGAUCAGAACCUGCUCAUUGACUCUGCAUUCCUGGAGCUGUUUGUCCUGCGAUUGGCUCACCGGUCGAUGUUGUCGGAGGAUAAACUAGUGUUCUGUAAUGGCUUGGUGCUGCACAGGUUCCAGUGCCUUCGUGGGUUCGGAGAGUGGCUGGACUCCGUCCGGGACUUCUCCACCCACCUCCAGAGCCUAAACCUGGACGCCUCCGCCUUUGCCUGCCUGGCCGCCCUUGUACUGCUCACAGAGCAAGUCCCAGGUCUGAAGGACUCAAAGCGGGUCGAGGAGCUGCAGAAUAGAGUGAUUUGUUGUCUCAGAGACCACCUGGGUUGCAGCUCCGCUUCCUCCUCGUCCAAGCCGGUGCCCCCCCUGAGUCGUAUUCUGGGUUUAAGAGCAGAGCUCCGUUCCCAGAGGACCCAGGGCCUUCAAAGGAUCUUCUACCUGAAGCUGGAGGACCUGGUGCAGCCCCCACCGUUGAUUGACAGGUUCCUGGACACUCUGCCCUACUGACUGGUGGGAUGACCACACAGAGAAAUAACCCCCUCCCCCCGACCUCUCCUGGAGCGCGCGCACACAUUCGGAGAGACUCUCACUCCCCUCUGACUGUACAGAGCAGAGAGCCAAUCAAAUGCUUCGCACUCAACGGGACAAGCAACUGAACGCUUUUCUCCAGUUUAACAGACGAUCACACAAACGCUUCACCGCUUUUUAUUUGAUCCUCUGGUUUUUCUCAUGCGGGGGGGGGAAGAUGACGAGGUUGGGAUGGACCGAAAAAUGACUGUCCUCUUCCAGCAAAAAAGAAAGAUGGUUUAUAAAUACUGUUUAUCUGUGUUUUUGCUGACAUCCGUUAUGAGGACUCCUUUUGAAUAGAGAGGGAGGGAUGGUCCCAGUGAAACACAAAUUACUGUGUAUUCUACAUCCUCCUGCUGAAAUUCGGAAGGGGCUUUUUUUAUACUAAAAAUGUCCUGAAAUGGCAGAGGUCAUCCAACAAAGCAGACACAGAUAUUUCAUAAACACAUGGUUGUUGGGCUCUUGAUUCCAAGUGCAAUUUCUUAAGUGCUGUCUCGCCGCAAAAGGAAUAAGUGGAGAAUUAAUGGUUUAAUGUCAAACUCUAAAUUAUUUCAACGGAAAGACUUGUCUUGUACUAUCAGGAGCUAAACAGUCCACGUCUGGCUUUAGACAGCAGAGGAGAUGUUGUGCACUAACAAUUGAUGACUGAGUCACCCAGACUUGAACUCGCUGUAGUAUGUUUUUUUUUUUUUUAAUUAACUCAUUUUUAAACCAUAGGUCAUGAAUAAGAAUGGAGGAAUAAACGUGGACAAAAAUUGGCUUUUGAAGCACUUACACCCUGACAAGGGCUAGAAGCACAGACACACACCCUACCUGCUCCCCUUGGGGGUGGCGGCGAGUCGGGGAGAGUAGGGUGCUCGCCAGCCGUAUGUCCAGGGAUGAAACAUUCCGCAGUCAUGCUCUUUUUCUAUUUGUUUCUAUGUGGAGGCUGUGUGAGAGUGUGGAUGGAUUAGUCGCAUACUGUCUUUGUGUGUACGCUUAGAGAAGGGUCAUAUGCAUGGUGGGUUAUAAGCUGUCACGAGCUGCCAUAUCCCGUCAAAACAGCUGUGUUUGUGUCUCAGACUGUGGCUCUGUGGGGAUCUCCCUGGGCAUCCACCACCCACUCACAGUCUCACAGUUUAAAAUAUGAAAAAAGAAAAUUAUAGAGAUAUAAAUAUAUAUAUAUAUAAAUAUAUAUAUAUACAAAACUAAUAUUUUGAAGUGUUUUUAGCUUUUUCAAAUAUUGUGGUACAAGUCGUGCGUUGUUUUUUGAAGAAGAGAAAACAAAAAAACAAAAAAAGUUGGUGUUUUUCAAUGUCCCUUUUUGGUUUGAUUUUUAUUUUCUUUCUCUUUGGUUCACUGGAUUUUCUGUUCAGCACUUUGAAAUCAUAAACUAGUUCUGAUUAUUCUGCCAAA